UUGUAAAUUGGACUGCCAUCUGCCGAAGCCUUCACACAACCGAACAGCAUUGCCGGCUGAUCAUCGUUCUAUGGUAUCUUCACGCGUCACCGGAUAGCUUGAGAGUCUGUCGCUAGUAAGAAAAAGGCCGAUUACCUGCAGCAUCUGGGCAAUGACGUCAAUCAACACCUGGUACUCCAUUGGCUGACUAAUAUGCGUUGGCACCCUUGAUUGGCUCAAAGGGAGCCUACCCUUGAGAGGCUCUGCACAGAGAGCCAUACACCACCAGAGGAUACUCUCUACGAGCGCUUCUUCAACCGUUCGUCCGAUAUGCAUCGGUAGUUUUGAUACCCAUGUAGUUGUCGCUGGACAUGUUGCUAGCAAAGUAGAGGGACGUUUUAUUCCGUCCUAUAGAUUGACAAGAGAAAGAUGUCGGCUGCAAUGAACUCCUCUUUGAGUGACAUCCUAGACAGCUACGACGAUGAUCAGGACUUUGAAAACUACAACCAGCUGGCCACGAACUCUAGCAGCGGGUUCGGGCCGUCAGAAGUGGUUGGUGCACCGAUGGCGUCCAGGGUGAUCCUCGGCAUCAUCUACACCUCAACUAUGAUAGUAUGUGGGGUAGGGAAUCUGCUGUUGCUCAUCGUCAUCGCCACCUACAAGAAGAUGCGGACCAUAACGAACGCUUUGAUAGCGAAUCUGGCGCUAUCGGACUUUAUUCUGGCUGUGGUCUGCAUACCGUUCAUCAUGGACUACUACAUCGUGCGGCCGGACCGGACAUGGGCGUACGGCGACGCUUUCUGCGCCGUGGUCAACUACAUCCGCAUGGCGUCUCUCUACGUCUCGACCAACGCCCUUCUGGUCAUCGCCGUGGACAGAUACCUGGUGAUCAUGUCACCUCAGAUCCCUCGGAUGUCCCCCCGUGUGGUUGCCCUGACUAUUCUGGCCGUGUGGGUCAUCUCUAUGCUACUGGCGGUCCCGGCUGCACAUUUCUCACAGGCGGUACCAUACGUCACACAGGGGGGCGCCUUCUGCGGGCAGGUCUGGAAGAUCCAUCACGCGAAAAGCUACAAGGCGUACUACCUGUUCAUGCUGGUGUUCGAGUUCAUCAUUCCAGUACUCAUCAUGUGCUUCUGCUACUUCCGGAUCGGAAUGCGAAUAUGGUUCCGAACUAUCCCCGGACACCCCACCCAGUCCCAGCAAGCCAACGUGCAGAACUCUAAAGAGAAAGUCAUCCGCCUCCUCAUCGUCAUCGUGGGGCUCUUCAUCCUGUGCUGGCUCCCGUACUACGUCUACGCCGUCAUCCGCGACUUCUUCCCGUAUGUCCUCCAGCUCACCGCACACAACACCACCAUCUACUUCAUCGUGGAGGCAAUCGGCAUCGCCAACAGUAUGAUCAACACCGUUGUCUACAUCGGCAUGAACCACAACGCCAGAAAGUUCAUGCGCAAGCUGCCAAAGACCUGCUACCAGGCCUACAAGAGGAGAAGAGGGAGGUCCAUCGAGCCGUGGAACGACGAGAUGCGGCUGGGAGAGGGACCGCUACCGAACAACAGCAGUAGCAGCCGGCGGGGGCAGCCCAACAGUACGCCGAGGAUGAACUUCCGUCUAGCCGAUCGUAGACGGUCGGUUCGACCCACACUGGUGAAGACACAGAUGGUCGCCACCAUCGCCUAAGCUUUAUAUUUCUUAAAUAUGCGGUCACAAGAUGUAUAUUAUAAGGAGGUUCACAAUUGUAGGUAUAUAUACGCAGCGAUUAUCACACCGUUGGUAAUGAGUCAAAGGUGAAUACACUAAUUUGUAAACAUUCCUUGCCUUAUACAUAAAUAUGUUCAGAUGAGUUUUGUUUGCGUUUUAGGGGCCUUCAUUCUUGACACAUUACCCAGAAUGCAUUUAGCUCGCAUGCGUACUUUUAGAAACGUGAACUUCCUGAUAUAAUUAUACUGCAGAAAUGUAUGGUGGAAACACCAAAAGCCUUGCCAUGGUGCUAUUCGUUGAAGAACAUCACAUCUUAGGUGAUAUCUUCAAACGGCACCAGCUGCUUAAACUCGCUACUCGGCGCUUGCUUUUAAUGUUCGAAUGGUCGAAAUGUAACGAUUUUUCAAUGAUUAAAUUUCAAGGAUCAUUGAAGAAGCUCUUCAGGACUUAAUGAAAAAGCUGUUAUGGUAUCAGUGACGAAGCUCUUAAGGAUUCCUAAGC
Branchiostoma floridae (Florida lancelet) is the source of this 2178-nucleotide messenger RNA. RefSeq names its product prokineticin receptor 2-like. Lineage: Eukaryota; Metazoa; Chordata; Leptocardii; Amphioxiformes; Branchiostomatidae. Gene Ontology annotation, cellular component: membrane. The record is from RefSeq and is a predicted model, not a curated record. Gene Ontology annotation, molecular function: neuropeptide receptor activity. The transcript is spliced from 5 exons. Gene Ontology annotation, biological process: neuropeptide signaling pathway. The coding region runs from base 409 to 1656 and encodes 415 amino acids.